Messenger RNA from Anoplopoma fimbria (sablefish), 2486 nucleotides. RefSeq names its product suppressor of cytokine signaling 2 (gene socs2). The record is from RefSeq and is a predicted model, not a curated record. Gene Ontology annotation, cellular component: phosphatidylinositol 3-kinase complex. Bases 213 to 818 code for a protein of 201 amino acids. The transcript is spliced from 3 exons. Gene Ontology annotation, molecular function: 1-phosphatidylinositol-3-kinase regulator activity. NCBI's taxonomy places the organism in Eukaryota, Metazoa, Chordata, Actinopteri, Perciformes, Anoplopomatidae. Gene Ontology annotation, biological process: intracellular signal transduction; phosphatidylinositol phosphate biosynthetic process.
CAGGUAACGUCACGUGUUCAUUCACGUUUAACGACACGUGAUGAGAAGCUCGCACCUGUGCUGCUCAGCGCGUCCCCGCGGAGGACGAGGACGCGGUCACACGCACCAGACUCCUUUAUUAUUAUAACCUGGUGCAGAGACCAGUACCCCCCCGUCCCCGUCCCAUGUCUGAGCUGUGGGCCUGAAGCUAGGCUGAAGGUUGGACCUGUCCAAUGACCUGCCAGUCCUCCGAGUCCACAGACACCAUCGAGAGCGACAGACGAGCCGACAACACCUCCAGGUCUGUGGAUUCAGACGAGAGCCGCGUCGCCUUGGCCGUGAAGGAGCUGAGGAGCACAGGCUGGUACUGGGGCGGUCUGACGGCGAACGAGGCCAAAGAGAUCCUGCAGGACUCGUCUGAGGGGACGUUCCUGGUGCGGGACAGCUCCCAACGGGACUUCCUGUUCACCAUCUCGGCCAUGACGUCGGCGGGUCCCACCAACCUGCGGAUCGAGUUCAAACACGGGAAGUUCAAGCUGGACUCGGUGGUUCUGGUGAAGCCCAAGCUGAAGCAGUUCGACAGCGUGGUCCACCUGGUGGAGCACUACGUCCACCUGUCCCGGACCGGGGACAAGGCGGCAUCGGACCCCUGUCCCUCGGCGUCGGCGGCGCCCAACGGCACGGUGCAGCUGCUGCUCACCAGACCGGCGUACGUCGCCACGCCGCCGCUGCAGCACCUCUGUCGCAUCGCCAUCAACCGGCGGACUCGGCGGGUCCAGGACCUGCCGCUCCCCAACAGACUGAAGGACUACCUGACGGACUACAGCUACAACGUGUAGACUACAACUCCCAGCAUGCACUGCUCCCACAGGAACCCCAGGGGAACUAACAGGAAGUCUGGGUCCCGUCAAUGUCCCUGAGGUACUCCUGAAGUACUCGUACUAGUUACUAGUCAGUACUGUAGUACUCUGCAGUGAGUACUUGUACCUUUUUAAACGUCCACAAACUGCAGUGACACCCAGAGACGCUGCUGAUGAGAGAAACUAGAGCUGCGUUCAGACGGGCUGCUCACCGAUCAAUACUAUUGAUUGAUUGUGUCGUCUAAAUGUUUUAACGUCUUCAAAUGCCUCGUUUGUCCCAAAAAUAUCAAAUCAUCGAAUCUUCUCAAUGGAGAAACUGGAAACGUCAGAUCUGUGAUCAUAAAAACUGUUUCAGAUGCAUUUCCUGUCGAUUAAUUUAUUGAUUAAACAAUCUCUGAGGAAGAUCUCUGAGGAAGAUCUCUGAGGAAGAUCUCUGAGGAAGAUCUCCAUCUCUGAGGAAGAUCUCUGAGGAAGAUCCCAUGGAGAUUUGAGGCCAUUGAUCUUAAUAUUUCUACAUAGAGUUUCAGUUUCAUGACUGAUGGUUGGUUUCAUGUUGAUGCAACGUUUGUUUUGAAGAUCAGAGUCACAGAAAACAUCUGCUGAAUGUUAAAGUGAUAUUUAACGUUUGAUUGGUCGGUUGGUUAAAUCACAUGUUGACAGUCGUAGUUUUUUAGAAGUAAAAGUACCUUCAUGUUACAUCAAAGUACUGCAGGUUAAACUUUAAACAUCAAGAAACACAAACAAAUUAUUGAUUCAUAGAAUAAAGUUCUAUUAUUACAAAACUCAGUAAACAAAAAACCAAAAAGCAGCUGAGGCUUCACGUUCCCCACAGCGAAGGUUUAAACCUUAGGUCAUCAUCAUCAUCAUCAUCACCAUCAUCAUCAUCUCCAGAGGAGGCCUCUAAUUGGCCGACAGUCGACCGUGUUCAGUCGGGGCAAACGUUAGUGACAACAAACAGACGUCACAGUUUGACCUGUUGGACUUUUCCUGUGUGCCUGAGGACCAAUCAGAUCACAGGAAAACAAAUUAAGUCAACUCAACACAAGUCGUGUUCCAACGUUUUGUCCGACUUUCCCAGUUGUUGUUGCGACUUUAGGGGGAGUUCACCUGAAUUAUCCCAGACAGAAACUCUGUUUUUGGAUUGUUCCUGAAAGCAGCACUAAUUCUCAGUCCAAACACACAGAAAGCAGACCUGAUGACUCACCUGGUUGAGAUGUUUUAUCGAGACCGCAAACCAGACUCCAUUUAAAAAAAGCAUGUUUUUAGGAUUCCUAAAAAUGUAGGAUUUAUUUGGUCGAUCAGGUAGACCUUUAUUUCCUCAACACUUAAUAAUGUGAUUUGUAACUACAGCUCUAUGAGUUUCCUAUAUUCCUAUAUCAUAUGUAUCAUUUUAAAUAUUUCUGAUUUAACUGAACGUCUGAUGGUUUCUGUGACUCAGAACAAACAUGGAGGAUCAGUUUGAACCAUGUUGUGUCCUCAUGUUUGGUCUCUGUGUGGACUCAUGUCUCAUAACGUCUCAUAACGUCUCUUCAUGUCUCAUAAUGUCUCAUAACGUCUCUUCAUGUUUCUUCGUGUCUUAUAGUCUCAUGUCUCAUAACAUCUCAUCAUGUCUCAUAACGUCUCAUCAUGUUUCUUCGUGUCUUAUAG